AUUAGAUUAUAUUUAAAAAAAAAUAAAAAUAAGUGAAAAUUAUAUUUUUUCAACAUAAAAAAAUUUUGAUUUUUAUGAUCAAAAUUUUACUAAAUUUUUAGAUGAUCACCUAAUAACAAAUUAUUCCUCAUGGUUCUAUCAAACAAACAAAAACAUGUUAAAAUACGAAAUAAAUAAUACUACCAAGAUAAUAUAAAUAUCACAUCAUUAAUUACUUUAGACAAUUGACCCCACAUUCAACUGGAAUCAUUGACCACGUCCAUUUUGAUCAACUAUACCAAUAAACAAGGAAUGAAAAUUGGGAUCAAGAAAAUGUAGUGAUUAGCACAGCUUAUUCCUUCAUGUCCAUUGGUCAUCUACUUAAAUCAUUUUUCUCUCGCCCAAAAUUCGGAUCCUUCUUCCUCCCUUUCUCUCUCUCUCAAUUCAUUCUUUUCUGGGUUUUCGUUUUGUGUCCUAAAGGCUAAAGCUCCAAUUUGUCCAGAACUUUUGUACGUUUGUUCUUGCAACCAACUCCUCCUUUCGUUUCACUUUCCUAUGAUAAUGUCUUGGAACCUUCAUUCCCCCUUUUAACCCCCACUUUCCUCUCUUUUUCUUUUUCACCGUGUAGGACAUAUUGUUCAUAUUUUAUACUUUUAAGUAAUUGUUUAAGUAAUCUCUAUAUAGAAGAAGAAAAGGAGAAGAAGAAGAUAUAUGUGUAUUUCAUUGUGUUGUAAUUAAACAAGAGAAAGUAUGGAAAGCUAUUUGAAUGAGAAUUUUGGAGGAGUGAAGGCGAAACACUCGUCCGAGGAGGUGCUGAAGAGAUGGAGGAGCUUAUGUGGUGUUGUAAAGAACCCAAAACGUCGUUUUCGUUUCACCGCUAAUUUGUCCAAGCGUUAUGAAGCUGCUGCUAUGCGCCGUACUAAUCAUGAGAAACUGAGGGUAGCAGUUCUAGUUUCAAAGGCUGCAAUUCAGUUUAUACAAGGCGUGCAACCAAGUGAUUACACUGUCCCAAAGGAAGUCGAAGAUGCUGGUUUUCAUAUUGACGCUGAUGAGCUAGGAUCCAUUGUUGAAAGCCAUGAUCUGAAAAAAGUGAAAUUUCACGGAGGAGUGGAUGAGAUUGCAAAUAAGUUGUCCACGUCAAGUACCAAUGGGCUAUCUACUGAUAAUGAAACUGCCCUAACUCGCAGACAGGAACUUUUUGGAGUUAACAAAUUCCAAGAAAGUGAAGCUCGAAGCUUUUGGCUGUUUGUUUGGGAAGCCCUUCAGGACAUGACUCUCAUGAUUCUUGGUGUGUGCGCUUUUGUUUCUCUGAUUGUUGGCAUUGUCAUGGAGGGAUGGCCUGUAGGGGCUCAUGAUGGUCUUGGUAUUGUAGCUAGUAUUUUGCUGGUGGUCUUUGUUACAGCAACAAGUGAUUAUCGUCAAUCCUUGCAGUUCAGAGACCUUGACAAAGAGAAGAAGAAAAUAUCCAUCCAGGUAACUAGAAAUGGAUACAGACAAAAGAUGUCCAUAUAUGAUCUAGUGCCUGGUGAUAUAGUUCAUCUCGCGAUAGGAGAUCAAGUCCCUGCUGAUGGACUCUUUCUUUCAGGAUUUUCUGUUUUAAUUGAUGAAUCCAGCUUGACUGGAGAAAGUGAGCCAGUAAUGGUCAAUGCUCAAAAUCCUUUUCUUCUUUCUGGAACCAAGGUUCAAGAUGGUUCUUGCAAGAUGCUGGUUACAACAGUUGGGAUGAGGACCCAGUGGGGAAAACUAAUAGCAACUCUCAGUGAAGGCGGAGAUGAUGAAACUCCAUUACAGGUUAAACUCAAUGGAGUGGCAACAAUCAUUGGAAAGAUAGGCCUUUUCUUUGCUGUUGUUACUUUUGCAGUACUGUUGCAAAAAAUGUUUGGCAGAAAACUGCUAGAAGGAUCCCACUGGAGCUGGUCUGGGGAAGAAGCUAGGGAAAUCUUGGAAUACUUUGCCAUUGCAGUUACCAUUGUGGUUGUUGCAGUUCCUGAGGGUCUUCCACUGGCUGUGACCUUAAGCCUUGCUUUUGCAAUGAAAAAGAUGAUGAAUGAUAAGGCCCUUGUCCGCCAUCUAGCAGCUUGUGAGACAAUGGGAUCAGCUACAACCAUCUGUAGUGACAAAACUGGCACACUAACAACCAACCGCAUGACUGUAGUGAAAACAUGCUUCUGUAUGAAUGUCAAAGAUGUGAGCAAACCAGGUGAUGCAUCUGCACUUUGUUCUGAAAUGCCAAAUUCUGUGGUCAAAACUUUGCUGCAGUCGAUUUUUAACAACACGAGUGGAGAAGUUGUAGCCACAAAGGGCAAGAAGCGUGAGAUGUUGGGAACCCCAACUGAAACUGCUAUAUUGGAGUUUGGUUUAGCACUUGGUGGCGAUUUUCAAGCAGAACGACAAGCAGGAAAGCUCGUGAAAAUUGAACCGUUUAACUCUACUAAGAAGAUGAUGGGCGUGGUGCUUGAGCUUCCUGAAGGAGGUUUAAGGUCUCAUACUAAAGGUGCUUCAGAAAUAAUUUUGGCUGCCUGUGACAAAGUAAUCAACUCAAAUGGUGACGUUGUUUCCUUGGAUGAAACAUUAAGAAAUAAUCUUAAUGCCACCAUUGAGCAGUUUGCCACUGAAGCUCUUCGUACCUUGUGUCUUGCCUAUAUGGAUCUGGACAAUGGAUUCUCUCCUGAUGAUGCUAUUCCACUCUCUGGGUACACUUGCAUAGGAAUUGUAGGUAUAAAGGAUCCCGUUCGUCCUGGAGUCAGGGAGUCUGUUGCACUUUGUCAUUCAGCAGGCGUGACUGUUCGGAUGGUCACUGGAGAUAACAUUAAUACUGCAAAAGCCAUAGCUAGGGAAUGCGGUAUACUGACAGAUGAUGGUAUCGCCAUUGAAGGACCAGUUUUCCGGGAACUGAGUCAAGAGGAAAUGCUUAAAGUGAUUCCCAAAAUUCAGGUGAUGGCUAGGUCUUCUCCGCUAGACAAGCACACAUUGGUAAAGCAAUUGCGGACAACAUUCAAUGAAGUUGUUGCAGUCACUGGUGAUGGGACCAAUGAUGCUCCUGCACUUCAUGAAGCAGAUAUUGGACUUGCAAUGGGCAUCGCUGGAACUGAGGUGGCCAAAGAGAGUGCUGAUGUUAUCAUACUGGAUGACAACUUCUCCACAAUUGUUACAGUAGCCAAAUGGGGACGCUCAGUCUACAUAAAUAUUCAGAAAUUUGUUCAGUUUCAGCUGACGGUUAAUAUUGUCGCGUUGAUAGUUAACUUCGCUUCAGCUUGUGUGACAGGAAGUGCUCCCCUUACUGCUGUUCAACUUCUGUGGGUCAACAUGAUCAUGGAUACCUUAGGAGCACUUGCUUUAGCGACAGAGCCCCCAAAUGAUGAAUUAAUGAAAAGAGCGCCAGUAGGGAGGAAAGGGAACUUUAUCAGCAACAUCAUGUGGAGGAAUAUCUUGGGCCAAUCCUUAUAUCAGUUCUUAGUUAUAUGGUUCCUACAAGUAUAUGGGAAAACAAUAUUCUUGCUUGAUGGCCCGGAUGCUAACCUUACCCUCAACACAAUUAUUUUCAACUCAUUCGUCUUCUGCCAGCUUUUCAAUGAAGUGAACUCCCGAGAGAUGGAAAAAGUUGAGGUUUGGGAAGGCAUACUAGACAACUAUGUAUUUGUGACAGUUGUAGGGGUAACUUUUUUCUUCCAAAUCAUAAUCAUCGAAUAUCUUGGGAAAUUUGCCAACACCACUCCCCUCUCAUUUGGUCAAUGGUUCAUAAGUGUAUUUUUCGGGUUCUUGGGCAUGCCAAUUGCUGUACACUUAAAGAAGAUGGAGGUAUGAAGUUCCUGAAUUAGUGUUGCUAGAUCUUUUGUACAAUCACUUGAAGGAGGAGCUGUUCAUAGUAACUCAUUCUAUGUGGACCUCUUUGCCCCAGCUAGGAGGAGGAAAAGAAGUAACAAAUCUUGGUGCAUUAUAGCAUCACUAACAUAGUUGUAAGAUACCAAAUUUUUCUUCUAUUUCCCUGGUUUUUCUUUGUAUUGAAGAAACAAAAGGAGGCAAACAUGGGGCUUAGGACAUAUAGCUCAAGCUUGUAAAGCAACUUCCAGUAGUUUACAUCAAUUUCAGUGCAUAGAAACAAUGCUGCUCCUUCAAACUAUUUGUUCUGUGACUACCUAUUUUAACUGCUGAUCAUGAAGAUAUCUUUUGCUUCAA
Molecule: messenger RNA, 4155 nt
Organism: Capsicum annuum
Lineage: Eukaryota; Viridiplantae; Streptophyta; Magnoliopsida; Solanales; Solanaceae
Product: calcium-transporting ATPase 2, plasma membrane-type
Exons: 7
Coding region: 730-3783 (1017 amino acids)
Biological process (GO): calcium ion transmembrane transport
Cellular component (GO): intracellular membrane-bounded organelle; membrane
Molecular function (GO): calmodulin binding; ATP hydrolysis activity; ATP binding
Source: RefSeq, a predicted model, not a curated record